AUGGUUCCAGACAUCGCACCGAUGCCGCCGGGCUUUGCUGAUCUCCUCCCGGCACUGGACCCUUCUCAGGAUGGUCCGCGCCCACUGAGGGGAAUUCCCGAGCCCACGGUGCUCCCGGGACUUCCUGAAGCAGAAGAGGUCUUUGAGGCUUCCUUAGGAGUGCAUAUUGUCUGCCCUGGUUUUCAGCCGGACCAGCGCACAUUGCGCAUCCAGGUGCCUUGUGAGGUUCGAGAUGUGGAGUGGAUCCUUUCCAAAGACCUUGCGAUUUUUGCACAGGAUCAGAAGCCCAUUGUUGUGGCGGCCGAGCCGCAGCCGAGGUCCCAGGCUGCUGUGUUCCUGCUAUACCCGCCCUGGACUUCAUCUGCAGGGCUCAGUGCAGUUGUCUUUGAUCUCUCUGCCAUGCAACCAGGUGGCCGCGGUCCUAUUACUGCAGGCUUUCUGUCACGGCCUACCAAUGUUGCAGAGAUCAGACGGGAGACGGGCAUUUAUUCCAUGCCGGACUCCUGCCGAAUCUAUGUCGGCUCUUCGACAGUGCCUCUUGGUCCGGAGACCUCCGUUGCCAUAGAUAGUGGCUGUGUUGUUACCCUCCGCAGGGAGGCUGAUGGGCCACCGACUCAGUCAGCUCCUUUUUGUGAAAGGUUGAGGUUGAGGCCAGGCGGUGAGGAGGAAAUUCAGCUGCCUUUUAUCCCCGCAGCCCGUGCCGUCACCCUCCUUCAUACUUCUGGCAGGUUUCUCUUCAGUGGAGCUAGGGCUCCGCAUGUCACCCCUGAUCAGGCGGCCGCAGAUUUUGUGGGUGUGCCGCGCCAUACGGUACAAUUCUGCGCCCCAGCCCCGGGCUUCCUGGAGAGACUCGCCUUUCGCGGUUCCAAUUUAACGGGACUGAUUGCCUUGGUUGAUCUUGAACCAGAUGGUAGGCCUCCCAUCAUGGUCUUCAUAGAUUUGCGGCAGGUCGCAGGGGCAACCCAGUUUGCCAAAUUGGAUGACUGCAGGAUCACCAACGAGCAGCUUCGCUCGGUCCUUCCGUUCAGCCCACCGCCGGGUUGGAAGCUGAAGGUGCAAGGAGGCAGGCGACGUGAAGGUUACAUCAAGGUUCACUCCGCAGACACUCUUGUCUUCAGCUUUGGUUGGGCCGCUGAUUCGGAUUCCGAUUUCGAAGUGUUUUCGGAUUCCUCCUCUGACCGAGAUAACGACGACGAAGGGGAGGAGGAGGAUGAGGACGAGGAUGGGCAUGACAGUGACUGCCCCUCACAAGUCCAGGCACAGGACGCUUCCGGCGUCACCUACCACCGAUGGAUCAUAUGCGCCGACAUUCAGGCUGACAAUGUCACUUGCGACAGAGGCCUGGAACAGAUUGCCGGAACAUUCCCCCUGCAACAUUUCGUUGUCCAUGGUGGCGACCCUAAAGGCAUCAGGCAAGCCAAAGUGACAGAUGCCAGUCAAGGAGACCCACUCCCGGCCUCGGCAGCAGGUCUUACUGGCCGGCUGGAACUGGAACUUCAGCGCACUGGUCGCGGGCCAGACAUCAAUGACAACACGCCCGUCUUUACGGCCGAGGCUCCAGGCCUUUUCAUGCCUCAACAGCCCACGCCAGCCUUUAUUCGGGCUUUGUUCUUGGUCUUCGCCCCUGAAGUUGCGCCAGAACCCAUUGUGCUUCCGCUUCCUGUUGACAUCACAGUGGAAGAUGCGCUGCAGCGUGUAGGUCAGGCAAGAAUGCCUGAUCUGGCUCGACGGUUUCACAACCUGUUGCCAGCCAGCCCUCAGCCCUCCAUGCGAUUUGCGACCUUGGUGGCGCUCCCCUCGUGGUGCACUGCUACUCACGUCGUCUUUGACUGUGUCCGUGUCAAUGACACUCUGUUUGUGGCAUGCGUCCUUGGAGAAGUUGACCGCGUUCGGCUCCUGACUCUCGCCGAUUUGGACCCCACUGCGCCAAUAGAGGUUUAUGUUCCGGAUAGACCUAGACCGCUCCAACCAGGAGAGAGGGUCCUCCUCUUCAGUGGACAAUGCAUUCAUUUUGUCCCGAGUACCCACCCGGCUUUCGCUGUGGCGGAGCUCUCCGACAUGCGGUGGGACGCUGAUGCCUUCAUCCCAGGGGCGUUAGGCACCUGGUUUUAUGUCAUCACCGAUGCCGAGCCUUUCUUUCUCGGCCGUGCUCCGGGGGCUGGCCCCAUGCGCUCAGCCAUUGCAACCACUCUCAAUUGCAGCGAAGAGGCAAUUCACAUUCAGCCAGCCGUGCCCCGAGUCCUGGAUGCCUUUGAUUUUGGUAUGUUAUGCCAAAAUGUUAUUGUUGCCUCCCAGGCUUUCUGCCCGGACACUGAGGUUGGAGCCACAGAGACAGUCUUCAUCUAUGACUUGAGGCCCAUCUUAUGUGGUUGGUUUUGGAGUGUUGCCAGGGAUCAUCGGGUGCAUGUGCCCACGCUUGUCAGUCGCUUUGAGAGCGCAUGCCCAGAGGGACAUUUUGUCUCUAUUAGUGGUGGCUUGCCCAGUCAGGAUGCUGAUGGCCUUUACCUGGAGGUGCAUCCCGGAUGCGUUCUCGUCGUUGACUUCGUUGCCGGUCCCAUUACUAGCAGUGCUUGCGGCUCGGACUCAUCGGACUCCGACUUGGACUCUUCUGGUGCCGGGGGAUCCGACUCUAACUUUGAUGAAGAUGCUGCGCCCUCUGCUGGACCCACUUUCGCCCCUCCGGUUGUGCGCUCAGCUGAUCCGCGGCCUCAGGGCCACGACGCCGGCAGUGCCCACGGCAGGGCCCAUAUCACUCGCACAUUGCGCUUGCUCCCAAGCCUUUUUCCGUUAGGUCUAGGCCUCUUUCCGUUCGAGAUGGCAUGUGUGCCUUUGGUACUCGAGAUGUUGCCCAUUCCUCUGGGCCCCACAGGGACACCCCUGCCCUCACGGUUGCCCUUUAAGGCCUCUACCAACCCCCUGCCGCGCCAGGACGCGGCUUCCAGACCCGACUUUCGUGGCUUCUACGAGUCGAGCACCCUCAUUGAAGUCCUUCUGGAGCAUUUUGGCAACCCCCAGCACCCCUUGGUCGCAUGGACAUGGAUGCUGGCUUCAAAUGCGCAUGACUUGCCGGCACUGUUUGCCAUGGAAAGCGAGGCGUUCCGGCUGCAGCUUUUUCCCCAACAGCCUUCAACCUUUCGCAGAUACGGACAGCAAGAGGUCCAGAUUGAGUCAGGUCAUGUCAAAGUUGAGAUUACGGCCGUCUCAUACAAUGCAUUGACUCUCAAAGACAAAUGCCGCAAAGGCCAAUCAGAGGCAGAGCCGGUUGGUCUCCGUGUCACAGGACGCCGAGCGGUUCUGAUACGGGAGCUUGACAAACAUGCUCCAUUACUGGUCGGACUUCAGGAAACGAGGCUGCAACAGUCUGCCAUUUUACCGGACAGUCACUACGUCAUGUUGCAGGCCGGGGCCACCGAACAGGGGGUCGGCGGCUGUGCCUUGUGGAUAGCCAAACACAGGCCGUACGGCUUCUAUCAAGGUAAACCGCUCUUCUUGAAAGAGACGCAUGCCACUGUCACGGGCUACUCCCGCAGGCACAUCAAUGUAUGCCUGGAGGCUCCCUUUUUACGCCUCUUUGUAUCAGUCCAGCACGGCCCCUCUCUUGCGAACCAUACGGCUCAGGAAGUCACGGCCUUCUGGCGAGACCGCCAAGGCGAGGUUCAGCGCAGGCCACAGGGCAUGGAUUAUAUCCUACUUGUGGACUCCAAUGCACGACUUGGAGACCUUGUCUCAGUCGCUGUCGGGCCGCACCAGGCCGAGCAAGAAACGUUUGCAGGUACCCUGUUUCAUGAUUUCGCGCUUGCCUUGGAAGGGUUUCUGCCAGCUACCUUCCAGGACUUUCAGACAGGCCCCGGGGAUACGUGGAGCACGGUGCAGGGCAGUCUUCACCGCAUAGACUACAUCGUGCUUCCUCAGGCAUGGCGCUCCUUUGACAUUCAAACGCGCACGCUCCAAGGUUUUGAGGCUCUCCAGCUUCGGGAAGACCACACCCCGGUGGCGGCACAUCGUCCACAGCCAGCAACUGCUCCAGCACACAGACAGCGACAGCUGGAGGUCCUGUCUUCACUGCAGCCUGCUCCGUGGUGGGCCGAUGUUGACACUCAGUUUGACUGGUUCGUACAGUCCUGGACGGCAGCUGGUUCGCUGCUUGAUGAGGGUUCCGAUUCGGAGCUCUGCAGCCUCAUCCAUAAGUUGGGGUUACCUUCCAGUGCCAUUACGGAGCUGGCCCAGCAACUCCGCACGUUGUCCAUUCUGCCCGACUUUGGUGCCAAUGCACACUUGGCGUCCAUUGUGCAGGACAUGUUGAGUGCCACAUGGUUCACUAUUGGCAUCAACGAUGUUAUUACCCUUACUCGCAAAGGGUCGAGGCCCGGAGAUCCAGCUGCGGACGUUAUCUUCUCCCUUGUUUUCGCUGCAUUUGUGAAGACUGUUGACGGUAGAUUGCAGACUGAGGGGCUUGCUCCGAGUCUCGCAGCUUGGGGGCCCAAUCAUUCCUGGGCAGAUGCUGACGCUCCGCUUAGUUUGGGCUUGCCGUCUUGGGCUGAUGACUUUGUGUCCCCAGUCACAGGCCGGAACCCCUCGCAACUGCUGGACCACUCCCAGCGGACCGCGCAGAUCAUCCAAGAAAUGGCAACGUCGAUCGGCAUGAGGCUGACUUACGCGCCUGACAAGACUGCCGCCCUGCUUCCAUGUGGGGUUGACUGGCAGCUACAUGGUGCCACAGUCGACCCCGAGCUAGGCAUGGGCUUCAGUGUUCAAGAUCGCCUGGCCGGGGAGAGCCACCACGUCGAGGCGGAUGUUGACCUGGUUCUUCAGUACUUGCCUGGGUUGAGUCCUCUAUUCCUUGAUGCGAUGCGGGAGGAUCCCAGCUGGUGGCUUGGACAGGUCAAGAAAGCCUGCAAGAUCUUUCAGAGUGACAUGGACGCCUGGCAUCGCCGUGGCAGCCCCUCGGUUGCCGUCCCGACAGGGGAGGACCUGCAGGCAGAAGGGGCGACCAAGCCCUACCAGUGUCCACUUUGUCCAGCGUGUUUCCCUCUAAGGAAACAUGUCGGCGCCCACAUGGCAAAGGCUCAUAAGACGUGGAGCCCCACCAGGCACUUCACUCUGGACGUGUACUGUCACGGUUGUCAUGUAUGGUACGGGACGGCUGCUCAGGUCAAUUUCCACCUUAAAAGGUAUCCGGCUUGCCUACGCAGAGUCUGCCAGCUUUUUCCGCCUCUCACGACACCUCAGAUUCGGGCUGUAGAAUUCGAGGAGCAGCGGAAUGCUCGCAAGGUUCGCCAGGGGCAAUGGGCUCGCUUUAGAGGGGUACGACAACGUGCCCUUUUCUUUGGUCCCAAGACUCCUACUGCUUCCGAGCGCCUAGCUGGCGUCGAUUUUUUCGAUGAGGACCCACACGUCGUUGGAAGUCCGGAUGCUGAUUACAAGAUCUCGGGCGUCGUCUUGGGGAAAGUCUCCGAGAGCGCUGUCGACAGCAUGGCAGAAUUCGGUACGGUGUCGGCACCGCAUUUCAAGAAGAAGGGUGAGGCCUCGAGACGAGGUGCUUUGAAGGCCUGGCUGAAGCUCAAGGGGUCGACGACGGAGCCCCCGAUGAUGGGCAUG
Symbiodinium sp. CCMP2456 is the source of this 5598-nucleotide messenger RNA. Lineage: Eukaryota; Dinophyceae; Suessiales; Symbiodiniaceae. The record is from the annotation of a GenBank genome assembly.